Molecule: messenger RNA, 1770 nt
Organism: Ochotona curzoniae (black-lipped pika)
Lineage: Eukaryota; Metazoa; Chordata; Mammalia; Lagomorpha; Ochotonidae
Product: glutathione S-transferase omega-2
Exons: 5
Coding region: 136-786 (216 amino acids)
Biological process (GO): glutathione metabolic process; L-ascorbic acid metabolic process
Cellular component (GO): cytoplasm
Molecular function (GO): glutathione dehydrogenase (ascorbate) activity; glutathione transferase activity
Source: RefSeq, a predicted model, not a curated record
CUCCAUCUCCCCAGGGUUCCUGGGCACUGAGAGACCCCUUCUGCCCACAGAGCUAACCAGCCUCUGCAUUCACCCUGCCCUAUAGGAAGCUGUCCCCCAGGGCCGGUCCCGGAGGGCGUGAUCCGCCUGUACAGCAUGAGGUUCUGCCCGUACUCGCACAGGACACGCCUUGUCCUCAGGGCCAAAGGCAUCAGACAUGAAAUUAUCAAUAUUAACCUGAAAAACAAGCCCGACUGGUAUUACACAAAGCAUCCCUAUGGUCAAAUUCCUGUCUUGGAGAACAGCCAAUGUCAACUGGUCUAUGAGUCUGUCAUCGCCUGUGAGUACCUGGAUGAUGUUUACCCGGGAAGGAAGCUGUUUCCCUAUGACCCCUAUGAGCGAGCUCGACAGAAGAUGUUACUGGAGCUGUUCUGUAAGGUCCCACACCUAACCAAGGAGUGUCUGGUGGCGCUGAGAUGUGGGAGGGAAUGCAACGAUCUGAAGACAGCCCUGCGUCAGGAAUUCUGCAACUUGGAAGAGAUUCUAGACUACCAGAACACUACCUUCUUCGGGGGUGACUGCAUCUCCAUGAUCGACUACCUGUUCUGGCCCUGGUUCGAGCGGCUGGAUGUGUACGGCAUAGCAGACUGUGUCAGUCAUACCCCGUCGCUUCGGCUGUGGAUCGCCGCCAUGAAGCAGGACCCUACUGUCUGUGCCCUCCUCAUAGACAAGAACAUUUUUCUGGGCUUCUUGAAUCUGUACUUCCAGAACAAUCCUAAUGCCUUUGACUUUGGGCUAGUCUGCUGAGUAUCAUGAUGCCUUCCCUGUCACCAGCUGUGCUCCAAUUCUGCUCCAGGAGUGGUCUGCAGGGGUCAAUCCAUCUCCAUUCCCUCUCUUUGAGGGUCCCAAUUAAAAUGGAAACAGGAAAGGCAUUAACCCCAGAUCAUGGCUUGUCUGACUCCUCUGUCCUGGAGCUGCAUACGGUACCUCUCCCCAAGGGUACACUGCUAAGGUGUGAGCCCAGCUCAGAAAACCUGUGUGCUUCCAGACCCCAUCACCUCUGCCCAGCUUGUUCUCCAGGUCGCUUGAUGCUGGUGCAGAGCUUGAGGUUCAGGCUCUACCUGGAGGCCCCCCAAAAGACUUCCCUGAUGAGAAGGAUGCUUGAAAGGAGUGAGGAACAAGAGAGGAAGCAAGUCUGGCUUCCUUCAUUUUUUUGGCAAGGAACGCUGCUCUCCACGUGGCCGUGCAUAUAUCAUCCACAUUCAGAUUCUGACACAGGCCUGUGAGGUCCAGAAGGUCUCGUGAUUGGAAAGAAUUCCAAAGCAGGAAGCAAAACAGCCGUUUAUCACCCCAGGCUCCCUACGUCAGGAUGUCACAGGAGCUGGCAGGGCUCAGGAUGUUUCACAGAAUGUUCUGAAGCCAGCAUCCUGCCUGAAGGGAACAGACACACCCCGAGCCAAGCACAGGCAAAGGUCACACUGGUGGAUCUGCAUCAUACACCUUUCCAGCUGGCCCCCUGGCAAGGACCCCCAGUGCCCUGUCAAGAACCAGGUCCAAGCCACCUCAGGAAAGAAGUUGACACAGGCACAGGCCCUGCCCCAGUGCAGCCACAUACCUCUCCAUUGUCUUGCUGGAGGCUUCUCUUCGGUCUAGACCAGGCUUUGAGCUGCUUGCUUGCACUGGGGAUGCCGGGGCCCUCUGCUACCUUAGCCAAGCAGCACCGCAGUGGAUGAGAAAGCAUGAGCCUAGCUGAGUGUAUAUGCUGGUGCCUGAGGCCGGGAAUGCCUGUGG